AUGGCUCGCCCCAACCCUGCAGCCGUAACAAUUGCGCCCAGCCAGGAGCCAUUCACGAUCCAGCCAGUCAUUAGGGAGAUGCUCAGCACUCGCCGCUGCACAGCCGAUUCCAUAUUUAUCGUCGAGGGCAUCGAUAGGAUUCCGAUUCCAGCUGCGACGCCUGAGGACGACGACACUUAUGCUGUCAGACUGGUGCUCGGGGACGGCGAGCUGUGCAUUCAGGCUUUGCUCCACCCGGACAUGUUCAAACUCGUCGAGAAGCGAGAUGUCUUCGUGGGAUGCUAUGUGAAGGAGGAAGAGAAAAGGAAAGAGAGGGGCGACGAUAAGAGCAUGGUGUAUUUGAUAUUGAACGAUCUGGAGACGAUCGGCUGGAACGAAUGGUACAUGGCAAUGUGGCGUCGCCAUGAAAAGGGGAAAGAUGUCGAGGAGCCAACUAUGACUCCUACGAAGACUAGAUCCCAAGACAAGGGGAAAGCCAAGGCCAGCACUACGACCAGGCACUGGGGAGACAAUGCACACGGAGAAAUCGACGAGGAGGAUCUGGAGGACGCCUUCGAGGCUUUCGAAGCACGCACAUUUCCCUCCAGGAAGACGACGCCCAAAAAGCCCGCGACACCGAAAAAGCCCGCGCCCGUCGCCCUGCCCAAGGACUGGCACGACCCCCAGGUGCCGCUCAAGCUCACGACGCUGCGGCAGAUACCCCACCUCCCCUAUGCCCAGAACUGGUCCGUCAACGUGCUCGCCAUUGUGACCUCGCUCUCGGCCGUCGAGCCGUCCCACCUGCCGCCCGGCAAGCAGCGCACGGCACGCAUCGCCGAUCCCUCGACGGCCAAGCAGGUGCACUUGACAGUGUUUCUGGACCCGGAGGACUUCACUCCCAAGGUGGGCAGCGCGGUGCUGCUGGUGGGUGUCAAGAAUCACCGCUUCGACGGCGGGAGCUUGAAGAAGUAUGCGAGCGACGGGAAUAGAGAUGUAGGUAGGAGAUGGUGGUUUGAGGACCCGUGGGAGCUGGCGUGGCUGAAUGUGGCGGGGAUCAAAAGCUGUGUGAAGGAGCAGGUCGAGCAGCAGCCCGAGCAGCAAUCCGAUCAGUCGAAGCACCCCUCGACAGUGCUCGCCCCCAAGCCGCGGCGUCGAAGAGAGUCGCUCGACGCCCUGCUCGACAGCCUCUCGUCUUGGGACUUGCUCUACAUGCGGAACCGCCUGCGCGACGGCCACGUCAAGAUGGACGGCUUCGCGGGCCUCAAGGAGCUACCGCCAGAGGUCUUCGACUCAAUCGUGCCUCACCUGCGGCUGCAGGACGUGCUCAACUGCUACCUGGUCAGCAGGGACUGGCGAGAUACGUGGAGUAACGGUGCCGUGGCCACCGCCCUGUGCCGGCGCUUCUUCCCGGGUCUCCUGGAGCUCUACGGCGGCGACGUGCCGGACCGCCACGAGCUGUUUGUCGCCACGGCCAAGAUCUAUCUGCGGAAGCACUUCAUGAGCCGCACCAAGCGUUCCUUUGUCUCGUGGGAUGUCGGCUGGAGCUCCGAUUACUUCACCAACAUCGAAGUGCCACCGUCGGCACGUCAGCUGGGCGACCUGCGGCUCGUCGACUUUGGGUUCGCCCCCCUGACCAUUUGCUACUCCAGCGGCAAGAUUGCUUGGCAGCCGGACAACUGCCACAUCAUCGUCGAUGACCUGAACACGCGCGAGAGGGCUCGCUUCAGCUUCGGCGUCGACUACAUCACGGGCCGGCCUCUGCAGCUCCAGGUCGUCACCGAUAGCCUCGUCGUUCUGGCUUCGAGCUCGUCCCAGACCCGUGAAGCCAGGGCCACACGCAUACUGGACAACGGACAGACCAUAACCGUGUUCCACUUACAAUACCGGCGAUCCAAGAACGUUGUCCUACCAGGCAACCUUGCGCAGUGCUACGCCUACGGCGACAUGGUCGCCUUUGUCACCAAGCAGAGGCAGGUUGUGAUCUGGGGCUGGAGCGACAGUGCGUACGAGCUGGAUAUGGACCACCGCAGCGAGAACCUCCGGGAGCCUCUGAACUGGGAUAGGGACUUGGGAGGCGUGCCCGGUAUCUUGUUCCACCCAACGGACACAGACAUCGUCUUUGCCGUAUGGCUACACUCGCCUGCGCCACCGGAUCCUCGUAUUCACAUCGUCGUCGUCGUCAAGUUUGAGCGCGGCGUGCCCGUGAGGCGGUAUGAGACUGACCUCUCCCACCCCGGCUACCGGCGCCACCCCAGCAGUCGACACUCGUGUCCGUCGCUGCGCUUGGCACUCUCUUGCCAUAAGAUGAACGCCCAUGGCGGUUUCGCCAUCGGAUUCGUGCAAUACGUGCUCCACGAAGAAGGAGCUGCCUGGGACAUGAGCGAGGCCACCAAGAAUCCCGAGUGGCUCUGCAUCUGCUUCAACGUGCUGACGGAGUCAUUCCAGCUUAACAAGUACGAGAGCCACCGAAGACCGCACCCGCCACAUGUGAAACCCUUUGAUUUGUGUGCGUGGGAUGACCAGUUCAUCAUUGCCUGGUACGACGAGUACCUCGUUAGCAGACACUACUCGUACGGCAUGCAGUGGCUGGAGGCGAUCCCUGUCGAGGAGGGAGCCGCCGGAUGCCCGCGCACCACCGAGGCCGAUUUGGCGACCCGGCGGGAGCGGGCAGACGUGGCAGGCUACAUGCUGGAGAUUGGCUUUGCCCGGAGAAUCUUCUUGGACAACGACUUUCUCAUCAUCACGACGGGGCAGGGCUAUAUGGUGCUCACGUGCAGCGACGGAAUUGAUCUUCCCGGCCUCGUCACCGUCGAUGAGAAUGGCGUGCCCAAGAUGUCUACCAACCCGCCGUGGCCUGUCGCGGGGGAGCGGAUGGAGCCACCGAGGCUGCCCGGUUCGUGGGACACGAGAAAGGUGACGAGCCUGGAGAAGAUUCCAGCGGAUGAAGACGUCGCUCUUUGA
Trichoderma citrinoviride is the source of this 2940-nucleotide messenger RNA. RefSeq lists its product as hypothetical. The record is from RefSeq and is a predicted model, not a curated record. The coding region runs from base 1 to 2940 and encodes 979 amino acids. The transcript is spliced from 7 exons. NCBI's taxonomy places the organism in Eukaryota, Fungi, Ascomycota, Sordariomycetes, Hypocreales, Hypocreaceae. Gene Ontology annotation, molecular function: protein binding.